Messenger RNA from Mytilus californianus (California mussel), 1731 nucleotides. Its product is annotated as 52 kDa repressor of the inhibitor of the protein kinase-like. The record is from RefSeq and is a predicted model, not a curated record. The transcript has 6 exons. Bases 283 to 1731 code for a protein of 482 amino acids. Lineage: Eukaryota; Metazoa; Mollusca; Bivalvia; Mytilida; Mytilidae.
AUUCCUUAUACUUUCAAGUUCCCUUCUACAAAAAUAGCUGAUAAAAACAGAUGCUUUCGGAGAGAAUGGAUCUCCAAGUAUCCAGGCUUAGUUUAUAGCAUAGAGGAGGAUGGAGCAUACUGUCUUCAUUGUGUUUUAUUUGAGAAGGAACCUGAAAAAAGAGGCAAACUUGUCAAUGCCCCUUUCAAAAACUGGAAAAAGGCAUUGGAAGUAUUUGAUGAACAUUUUUGGGGGAAAAGUACCAAAAGUUUAAAACGAGGUGGUACAGGUUAUCAGAGACACAUGCAGUGUGUAACAAAAGGUGAAAUGUUUGUUCAGCAGGUCAAUCAACAGACUAAUGUACACAUGACCAUGAAUCAUGGUUUAGAGAGCCGCAAGGAGAAAAAUUUGAUGGUUUUGGAAUCAAUUGUAAAGACCGUCCUUAUUUGUGGAAGACAGAACUUUGCUCUUCGAGGCCACAGAGAUGAUGCAAAGCACAUUGUAAAUGGAAAUACUGCAAAUAUUGGAAAUUUUCAAGCACUUUUGGACUUCAGAAUAGAUGCUGGUGAUAAAUUUCUUGUAGAACAUUUCAAAACAGCCCCCAAAAAUGCUACAUACAGGUCAAAGACUGUUCAAAAUGAAAUUAUUGACAUUAUAGGAAAUAUCAUUAGGUCAAAAAUAAUCAAAGACAUAACAGACAGUGGAGGGAUGUUUUCUGUAUCUGCAGAUGAAGCUAGAGAUGUAUCCAACACUGAACAGUUAGCUGUGUGUCUACGUUUUGUUGAUUUGGCAGGUGUCAUUAGAGAAGAGUUUGUUGACUUCAUAGAAGUGAGCGAUGAUACAAGUGGAGAGAGACUAUCCAAUGAGCUACUGAAGCUGCUUCCAGAAAUGGGACUAGAUUUAAAUCUGAUGAGGAGCCAAUGUUAUGACGGCGCAGGUAAUAUGACUGGACAUUUGAAAGGAGUUGGUCCCAGAAUUCAAAGGAUAUACCCAAAGGCAUUACACUUUUGGUGUACAGCUCACCAGCUAAACAGAUGUAUAGUUGCUGCUGCUAACAUUCCAUGUGUCAGGAAUAUGAUGGGAACUGCAGAUAAGGUAGUCAAGUUCUUUAAUUGGUCUCCUAAAAGGCAAUCAUUCCUAGAGGAUCAGCUUCAACAUUACAGAAAUGAAACAAAAAGAAUGAAAUUGAAGGAGUUAUGUAGAACAAGAUGGGUGGAAAGACCUGAUGCCUUUGAGAUUUUUUGGGAUUUCCUUCCAGCAAUAAUAGAAACCAUGGAAAAGAUCAAAUCAGUGGACAAAAGCCCGGUUGCAAUAAGUGACACACAAAGCCUAGAAAACAACAUUACAUCCUUUCAAUUUCUAGUCUCCCUGCUUGUGACAAUGAGAUGUAUUGGAUACCUAAAACAACUUAGUACAUCACUUCAAGGUAGAGCUGUUGAUGUUGUGAGUGCUCUUGAGUCAGUUAGCCUUGUCAAGGAAGCUUUACAGGAUGUUAGAGACAAUAUUGGUGAAUUUCAUGCUAAAUGGUAUUCAGAAAUAUUGAAGUUGGCAGAUGAGUUAGAUGUAACCCCAUCUAAACCAAGAACAUGUGGGAGGCAGACAAAGAGAUCAAAUGUGCCAUGUGAAUCAACAGAGGAUUAUUACAAGAAAACAAUGGCUAUCCCUCUGCUUGAUCACAUGUUAACAGAAAUGAACUCAAGGUUUGGUGACCUGCAAAUCAAGGCAUCCAUGGGGCUUCAGGAUUUACAAUGA